This is a messenger RNA of Saccostrea cuccullata (small rock oyster), 1752 nucleotides long. Its product is annotated as tRNA-dihydrouridine(47) synthase [NAD(P)(+)]-like. The record is from RefSeq and is a predicted model, not a curated record. Gene Ontology annotation, biological process: tRNA processing. The annotation marks the transcript as partial. Gene Ontology annotation, molecular function: metal ion binding; flavin adenine dinucleotide binding; tRNA dihydrouridine synthase activity. The transcript is spliced from 12 exons. NCBI's taxonomy places the organism in Eukaryota, Metazoa, Mollusca, Bivalvia, Ostreida, Ostreidae.
GUAAACAGGAUGAAAACGAGGGACAACCAAAGAAAAAAAUGAAGGUAAAGGGCCGCAAUAAACAACGUCCAGUGACCCACAUAAAACCGAAGGACAAGUUAUGCCCCACCAUAUCUAAGGAAAAAGAGUGUAGCUUUGGAGAGAAAUGCAAGUUUUCCCAUGAUAUAAAAACCUUCAUGGAGUCGAAACCCAAAGACAUUGGCCCUGAUUGUUAUAUGUUUGAGACGUACGGGAAAUGUCCAUAUGGGAUAGCGUGUCGAUAUGGUAGCAAGCACAUAUCUGAGGAUUACAAGAAUAUAGUUAAUGAAGAAUUGUACAAGGAGAAAUCUAAGGUGAAAACUGUCCUGAACACCCUGUCCAAAGAUCUCCAGGUCACCCUGUGGAAGAAGAGAUAUAAUUUUGAGAAGGCAAAUGAAAUUGUCAAACAGGUGCAGAAAAGGGCCCAGGAGAAACACGACACCUUCUCUAAACUUUGUGCUGUCAAGCAGGAGAGCAAGGAGUCAAAGAUUCCUGAGGAGACAUCUAGUACUACUACAGAGAUCAGAGAUGAAUCAGAGGGUGUGAUCAAACUUCGACCUCAAGAAACCAGAAAGAUAGAUUUUAGCUCAAAAAACUACCUGGCUCCACUAACCACAGUGGGUAACCUCCCGUUUCGGAGGAUCUGUAAAGCCUAUGGAGCUGACAUCACCUGUAGUGAGAUGGCAAUGUCCUUGAACCUUCUUCAAGGUCAGGCCUCCGAGUGGGCGUUACUAAAGAGGCACGAAAGUGAGGAUUUGUUUGGGGUACAGAUUUGUGGUGGUUUUGCAGACACACUGACAAAGUGUUCACAGCUGAUCAACGAGAAUGUAGAACUAGAUUUUCUGGAUCUUAACUGCGGCUGUCCAAUAGAUCUGGUGUACAAGAAGGGGGAAGGGUGUGCGUUGAUUGGUCGACUUAACAAGUUUGAGCAGAUUAUCGCGGGUAUGAGAUCCGUACUGGACGUUCCGCUGACUGUUAAAAUGAGGACGGGAAUAUUUGACAACAAGAACAUUGCUCACACGGUCAUACCCAAACUGAGAGAUUGGGGGGUCUCCAUGGUAACAUUACAUGGUAGAUCACGAGAACAGAGGUACACUCGGCUAGCAGACUGGGACUACAUUGACCAAUGUGCAGAGGCGGGUAAACCAAUGCCUGUGUUCGGUAACGGGGAUAUUCUGUCAUAUGAGGAUCUGGAUCUUCAUCUCCAAAACACAAGGGUCUCGGGAUGUAUGGUGGCCAGAGGUGCUUUGAUCAAACCUUGGAUAUUUACGGAGCUGAAAGAGAGAAGGCACUGGGACAUAUCAUCCUCGGAGAGAUUUGACAUGCUGAAACGCUUCGUGAAUAACGGCCUGGAACACUGGGGGAGUGACACCCAGGGGGUGGAGACCACCAGGCGGUUCCUACUGGAGUGGGUCUCCUUUCUGUACAGGUAUAUACCUGUGGGCCUUCUAGAACAGGUGCCCCAGAGGAUCAAUGAACGACCCCCAUAUUAUGUAGGUCGCAAUGACCUUGAGACUCUUAUGGCUAGUCCAAACUGUGGGGACUGGGUCAAACUCAGUGAAAUGCUGCUAGGACCUGUUCCUGAUGGUUUCUCUUUCCUCCCUAAACACAAGGCCAAUGCUUACAAGUGAAAACAGAGAUUUUCUUAUGUCUCCUUACCUAAUAAACAGUUUUAAAACUUUAACAAUUUUGUUAAUUAUUUCAUAUAGAAGUACAGUUUUGAAUGAUAAAUAU